Messenger RNA from Prorocentrum cordatum, 2019 nucleotides. The record is from the annotation of a GenBank genome assembly. Lineage: Eukaryota; Dinophyceae; Prorocentrales; Prorocentraceae.
CCUCCUCCCCCCUCUUACUCCUCGUUGGUGCCCUCAUCCUUGUCUUGUUCCUUCUUGCCCAAGCGACGCAAUUUCGAUCACCCGACAUCGUCCAACCUGAUUCACGUUGCGCGCUCAGCCGUGAUGUCGAAUUCGUCGUGGUUUCAGGUCGAUUAUCCUCUGGAGGUCGGACAUGGUGAGGUACGGGCGCCCAACAUUAUUCGGAGGGUUGUUACGGUCUCCAUGUGUGUCGCAGCAGCGUUUUGGUGGGCAGUCAAGUCUAACAUCCUGGUAUCAAUGAGUUCAUUUGCGAAAGCAAUUCGGGAGCUUGUAUUACCGCCUGAUCUUUUAACUCCGUUGGAUAAGCGAGCUCAGCGAGAUUUGGACGAAGUACGGGGUGCCCGCUUUCAUACCGCUGUCCACGUGAUACUCCCUCCGCUGGUAGUCGUCAACAUAUGUCAUGCUAUUGUCCAGAUGAGCACAGGGAGACCCCUCUACGAAUGUAUGGGUAAGUUAUGGUUAGUCUUAAUUCGAGAGUUCCUUGCGCGCUAUUGUUCACACUUCUCGCCCCGUGUCAUUGCGAGUGUGUACAAGGCGUCAAUGUCUGUGUUUGUGGUGCAGAUGUUGCUGGUGGAGGGCCCCAGCGGUAUCCCCGGAAGAGUUAUGGCUGGAAUUGUGCUGCUGGAUUGCAGCGUAUCCCUGAAACAUAACGUGCUUUUCUCGGCAAUCUACUGUUUCGUGACCUGGAAACGCCAAGCGCAGGGUGGACUGCCCGUGGCAGAGAGUCUCGGGCACGUCAUGCAGGAGAUACACACUUGCGUCUUCGUUUGUUCCAUCUUGCUGCUUGUAGAGGCCGGUGAUCGGGGCCGGAUCAGAGCGUCGGUGUUGUCCAGACAGUCGGGCACGGCUCAACAGGCAGUGCAAAGGAUGCUGUCUGCGUUCUGCGAUGCCCAAUUGCACAUCGGUCCAGAGAUGCAGAUCUUCACCCACUCCCGCCCGCUGGUGCACUUCCUGGGCUCCGGGGCAGGGGACGUGGACACGCAGGACGCAUUUCGAGGCGACUGCUUCCUCCGACACGUGACGGCUUCCGACCAGCAGCGUUUCCAGGAAUUCCUCGCGGCGACGUCGGCUCUCCAGUCGGAGGGCGGCGACGCGCACGCGCGCGCCGCGGGGGCUCCGGCCUCCAUCCAGGUGUCGCUGCAGAGCCGCGGCGGCGGCAGCGUCCCCGUGGAGCUGUUCGUGGUCGCGCUCCCGGACCUGGACGACACGCUCGGGUUCCUGAUGGCAUCCGAGAGACCGGGGUGCUUCCGUGGGAGGCGCGCCUGGAUGCGCCGGGGGCCGUCGCGCUGGGGCCACGGGCCGGGGCGGCCGUCCCUGCCGAGGCUGCUGGUCCGCCGCCCUCGGCCGUCGCGCCCAGGGUCCCCGCGUUCUGCGGCCCGGCGAACGAUCGCCCCGCGGCACCGAGCUCGCUGCGCACGCCCUGCUGGGGAGGGUCGCCGGCGCACGCUCGUCGCGCACGUCCUGCUCCUCGUCCUCCUCGGGCUCGUCCGUGUCCCAGUCCUCGUGCUCCUCUGGGCGCCGCGCCGCGGCAACGGCCGGGGUUCGCGGCGUGUCCCUGCGGCUCGACUCCAGUAGCCCGGGGAUGCGCGUCCGCUUUUUGGUUCCUCUGACAUCUGCUUCCACCUUGGCGGUACCCGGGGGCCCUGCCUGCGAGAGUGGGUGACGCCAGAGCAGUUCCGGGACUUCGAGAGGCGCUGCCAGAGCGUGAUCCACGCAAGGGAGUACCACCGCGAGGUCGAUGAGGCCGACUGCGACAUCGGCGCCCUCGUGCUACGCUGCAGCGGGGACACGUUUCUGUCGGCUGCGAGCGCGGUGCUGGCGGCGGCCAACCCUGAGCCAGGAUCCGAUGAUGAGGACGACGACUUGGAUGUGCUGAUCAGGAUGCCACCACCCACCAAACCACCCCAACCCAACCCGAAGGCUCAGAUUUACCCUCGAUUUCUAGUGGGGGGGGGGGGGGUCGGGAAACAUCGAAAAAAA